Messenger RNA from Closterium sp. Yama58-4, 594 nucleotides. NCBI's taxonomy places the organism in Eukaryota, Viridiplantae, Streptophyta, Zygnematophyceae, Desmidiales, Closteriaceae. The record is from the annotation of a GenBank genome assembly.
AUGGCCGCGAUAUCACUUGCUUCUACUUCUCUCACCCUACCGCGGUCCGCCUCCCUCGUCGAUCGCAACAGGCCCGCUCACUCGCUCGCAUCGUCGCAGCAAGGCUCUAGGGGCGUCGCAGUGAGCGUCGACGUGCGUCGGAUGGGGCAGUCGGAAAGUCGUGCACGCGUCGCUGUCGCCGCAUCCCGCGGCGAAGAAGUGAAGGCGGUGCAGGUAGACAAGGCGGAGUUGCGGAAGCGGCUGACGCAGCAGGAGUACCACGUGACUCAGGAGAAGGGCACGGAGCGAGCCUUCACUGGCAAAUACUGGGACGAGAAGCGCAAGGGCACGUACCACUGCAUCUGCUGCGACACUCCACUCUUCAGUUCAAGCACCAAGUUCGACAGUGGCACAGGGUGGCCGUCAUUCUACGACCAGAUAGGCAGCAACGUGAAGCAGGAGAAGGACUGGUCCAUCCCCUUCAUGCCGCGUGUGGAGGUGCUCUGUGCUGCCUGUGAUGCACACCUCGGCCAUGUCUUCCCCGAUGGCCCUCCCCCCACCCGCCAACGAUACUGCAUCAACAGCGCAUCACUUCGUUUGGAUGCCAACGCUUAG